GAAGGCGGCGGUUUAGGUUCUUGAAGACGGUUCCCCCGUGUCCAGCUGCGUCAGGGGUAUGGCUCGACAGAGGGAGGUGCGAUAUCGCUUGCAACCGGUCCAGAGGAAUGUAGCCACCUGCGGUCUGUGGGACGCCUUCAUGCAAACAUGGAAGCAAAAAUUGUCGAUACCGAAACUGGAAAUCCCUUAUCCGUAGGACAACAAGGGGAACUAUGGCUUCGAGGACCUACUGUCAUGAUAGGCUAUGUUGGCGACAGAGAUGCAAAUGCUUCCACUUUCGAUUCACAUGGUUGGUUGAAGACUGGUGACAUCUGCUACUUUGACGAUAAUGGGCUACUCUACAUCGUGGAUAGAUUAAAGGAAAUGAUAAAGUACAAGGGAUAUCAGGUUUCACCCGUUGAAUUGGAGCAGAUACUUGUAUCUCUACCUGAUAUUGUUGAUGCAGCUGUGAUCCCGUUUCCUAAUGAAGAAGUGGGACAGCUACCCAUGGCCUGUGUGGUGAAGAAACCUGGAAGCAAUCUAAAUCAAGCACAUAUUAUUGAUUAUGUUGCAAAGCAGGUUGCACCUUAUAAGAAAAUCCGAUAUGUUCUGUUUGUUAACUCAAUACCCAGAUCACCUGCAGGAAAAAUCUUGAGAAGGGAAUUAGCAAGUCAUACUCUCAAUGGUCUUGUGCCAAAAUUGUAAUUAAUUUCUUCAAGAAGAGCAUAUACUUGGCCUCGUCGAAUUUUUAUGUUUUCGGUGCUGAUGUGAUACUUCCAUUUUGUAUCAAAACUUCUGGUUUGAAGGUAUUGAGUAAUUUAUUCUGUCUAGAUUUCUAUUAUAAUAGGUAAUAAAAUUUCUACAUUGUGAAAUAAUAAUAAUGUAUCAUAUAUGCAACACAUCUCUAUCUAUUGAA
Molecule: messenger RNA, 895 nt
Organism: Asparagus officinalis (garden asparagus)
Lineage: Eukaryota; Viridiplantae; Streptophyta; Magnoliopsida; Asparagales; Asparagaceae
Product: 4-coumarate--CoA ligase-like 9
Exons: 6
Coding region: 148-684 (178 amino acids)
Molecular function (GO): CoA-ligase activity
Source: RefSeq, a predicted model, not a curated record